This is a messenger RNA of Xenia sp. Carnegie-2017, 1406 nucleotides long. RefSeq lists its product as uncharacterized. The record is from RefSeq and is a predicted model, not a curated record. Bases 209 to 967 code for a protein of 252 amino acids. The transcript is spliced from 3 exons. NCBI's taxonomy places the organism in Eukaryota, Metazoa, Cnidaria, Anthozoa, Malacalcyonacea, Xeniidae.
CUUUAUUUAAGUGCCACAGAUUAAUACUAAAUGAUUGCUAUCUUUUAAAUUCCCGAAAAUGUUUCCGCUUUGCGACGGGCAUGCAGCCAUCAGCAAGGGUAUAUAAACGACGAGGUCAAACACGUUAACAUAAUUUGCACAGACUCAAGCAAGAGGGAGCACACACUCAAUCAAUCAUAUUUACGAUUUCAAAAGAGAAACGCGAACUAUGAGAGCGCUGUUUUUGUUCCUUUUCGUAUCCAUGGCCGCAGUUGACGCGUUCUUCAUAAAAGAUAAACGAAAGAGUCAAUCCAAUCCCCUGCAGCCUCACGGAGUACCAGCACGCAAGACCCACAAGUCAAUCCUAAAAUACGUUGUUCAGUUGUACACGGAAAUCAUGAAACACGAGAAGAAAAUAAAUCUACAAUGCAUCUUUCCCAAAAUAAUGAUGAAGAAGAGGUCCAUCAAACUCAUCUUCAAAAACAACAGUUUCAAAGGAGCGGAAAAGGGUUCCAAGUGGAUGGAGGACGAGUUGCGACUUUUCAUGAUGAAGACGGCGAAGAGACACGUGACAAUGUCUACCAAACUGUAUUUGGUGAAGAUUUUCGACUUGUACAGUCAAAGGAAGAUUAACGUGUUCAAGUUUUCGACGAAGGAGUUCGGAUGGAAAACGUUGAAUAUUUCAGAUUGGAGAAGAAACCAUCCGCAGAAAGAUAGUCGUGGUCGUGUCGGAAUUCGAAUUACCAUUUCCCUCGGAAAGAGAGAGCUGAACAUAAGUGAGACAGCAUUUCGAAAGAUGGAAAAAAAGUACCCGCCGUAUUUUAUCGAGUUCUAUAAAGAAGUGAACGACGCGGUUCGCCAAGAGGAAAAAAGCGACAAACUGCAAGCAUGGCAGAGGAAAAGAAACAUGCCCGAUGAGUUGAACCGAGCGGAUGAUGAUUAUUAUAUCCCAUUUCAUAGGUACACCUUAAGUCGGAGUCUAGAUUGAGACGAUCAUUGACGUAGCUACAUCUUUCUUGACGAUUGACACAUCAUAAGAGCCUGAUAACAUCGUCUCAAACUGAAAACUUUCUCAUGUCUGUCUAUAUUUUAUCAAGUUCUGUUGAUCUACUUAUACUUAUCCAACAUGUUAUUUUUAUACGUAGAGCGCUGUGAUAUACCGCUAUAUGAUGUUGUAUAUAGGUUGAGUACUGAGAGAGGUUUGGGAUGGGGGUGCUCUCAUUCCAGCUCUAUAAAAAGACCGCCUUCCUCCAUUCAACAGUUUCGAUAGCGAAGGCGACGCAGUGUACACGUGAAAACACGAAGAAUAUCAAUUUUAAAAUUGAGAAAAUUCUUAACAAGUGCUUAACGAAUAUUUUGGACUUCAUAUGUGUAAAAAUAAAUUUCUGUCAAUUUCUCAUCAAAAUAAAUAUAAUCAUUUUAAUGGA